This is a messenger RNA of Alosa alosa (allis shad), 871 nucleotides long. It is a transcript of the gene cart1, whose product is annotated as cocaine- and amphetamine-regulated transcript 1. Gene Ontology annotation, biological process: adult feeding behavior; cellular response to starvation; negative regulation of appetite. The coding region runs from base 62 to 385 and encodes 107 amino acids. Gene Ontology annotation, molecular function: neuropeptide hormone activity. NCBI's taxonomy places the organism in Eukaryota, Metazoa, Chordata, Actinopteri, Clupeiformes, Clupeidae. The transcript is spliced from 3 exons. The record is from RefSeq and is a predicted model, not a curated record.
AAAUGAUCGCCUACCUCCUUACCGUGCCCUGUAACGAACAGCUGGAACUCACGUCACCAACAUGAUCAGCGUACGCUUUCUGUUGCUCGGCUUCACCUGCUGCGCGUGGAUAUCCUGGGUCACCUGCGAGGAUUUUCUCGAAAUUCGCUCAGUUGAAGACUCCUUCAUCAAAACUCAAGAGGAGAAAGACUUGAUUGAUGCACUGCAAGAAGUUCUUGAGAAGCUGAGAAACAAACAAAUGCCAACAACAGAAAAGAAACUUGGCUGGGUUCCAUCGUGCGACGCCGGGGAACAGUGUGCCAUACGCAAGGGCGCGCGCAUCGGAAAGCUGUGCAGUUGCCCGAGAGGAACGUCCUGCAGCUUUAAUGUUCUGAAGUGUUUGUAAAGAUGUUUAAAUGUAAACUGUUCCACUCUAUACUUUUUGUUAUCUAGUUAUUAUCUAAUAACAUCAUGUCAUGAAAUGUUUCCUUUUCCAUCAGGCAUUUUGUGAAACUUUUACUGACACUCGCCUCAAAGUUAUAGUGAAAAUGAAAUGCAGUUUUAUUGGUUAGGCCUAUGUAAAUAUAAAUGAUUGUACUAAAAUAAAAAUGCAUAUUUGUACAGAAAAGCCUGUUUCUCAGUUAGUGGUUGUAGUAGUCACUAGAUGGCGUGCUAAGCCUGAGAACUAUGAUUCUUGGAAUAAUUAUGUGUCAAGGAGAAAUGCAUUCAUGUACUGAACCGUUUCUGUCUAACAUUUACACUUAAAAUGUAUCUACGACAGAACAGUUUCAUAUACCUGUAUGUGUACGAAAAGGUGAAGUGAGAUCUUUAGAAAUAAACGGUGGAGAAUGCAAAGACAUCAUCUAACAAGGAGAAUCUCGAAUUUCCCCUU